Papaver somniferum (opium poppy) is the source of this 804-nucleotide messenger RNA. RefSeq names its product putative F-box protein At1g53370. The record is from RefSeq and is a predicted model, not a curated record. Lineage: Eukaryota; Viridiplantae; Streptophyta; Magnoliopsida; Ranunculales; Papaveraceae. The transcript has a single exon. Bases 1 to 804 code for a protein of 267 amino acids.
AUGGAUCAUCAUGAUAGUAGUCGAGAAGUUGGAGGAAGAGGAGGUAUUAUUCGAUUUACCACUACUACUCCAUCGGAUAUAGGGUUACAAAGUAGUAAACUGUUAGAAUUGCAUCGUGGUGCUCCUUAUGGGUUACCUAGACAAACUGUGAAUGGUUUGGUGAGUAAUACCGCCGCCUGGGAUAAGGAAUCAUUUGUCAUAUAUAAUCCUAGUAAUGGAGAAACAUCUCCUUGGAUUAAAACUACUGCAGCUUUAGAAGCAACUGAAUAUUAUAGACCUCGCGAAGUUGGCUGCAUUCCAUUUGGAUUUGAUCCAACCAGAGAAGAACAUAAAGUCAUUUGUUUAUCAUAUCCGAGAAAAUGUAAUUUCCCGGAAUUUGAAGUCUUGACUAUCGAUAAAAAUACAUGGACGGGUAGUGGCGAAAAUAUAUGGAGAAGACUACCUGACGAUGUAUUUUCCUGUGCAAGUUGGGAAGACGCACUUAGGUCUUGGUUGGCGGAUCCAGGAGUGUAUGUAAACGGUUCUAUAUAUAGGUUGCUCCCGGGGGAAGGAUGGGAAGUUAUAAUGUUAACGGAAUUUGAUGUUUUAAAGGAAAAGUUACAGUAUCAUUCAAUCAACGGAGUAGAUCCACUAUCUACACUUCAGUUAAUGGAAUUCGAUGGACGUGUUGGCAUAUUGAAACGUAUAUCGGAUUAUGAAGCCUCUGUAAUGAUAUGUAAUAACAUAGACGGGAUGGAACGGUACAAUUGGAUUGAAGAGACUAUCUCAUUACCUUGUGCAUGUACUGUUGGUAUGUAUCAAUGA